Messenger RNA from Ectocarpus sp. CCAP 1310/34, 738 nucleotides. NCBI's taxonomy places the organism in Eukaryota, Phaeophyceae, Ectocarpales, Ectocarpaceae. The record is from the annotation of a GenBank genome assembly.
AUGGCGUGCGAGAAUCCUGAGCACGCGGCUCUCGAGAGCGAGCUGAACGAUGCUCUGGAAGAAGCCCUGCAGAUGGAGGAGCGCCUCGCCGCGUACGAGGCGGCCGGGGCAGGGGCUGAAAUCGACGGCGGGGGUGCUGCUGCGGCGAAGGCCUUGGAGGAGAUCGCAGCGCUGACGGAGCAGGCGGGUACUCUGGAGAAGGAGCGCGAUGCCUACGAGCAGGACUAUUUGAAUCAGAAGGAUAGAGUCGACAACCUGGAGACGCAGCUCGAGGACAAGGAUCGGAAGGCCAAGGAGCUGGACAAGCUGCGGCGGAAGCUCGAGGAAGACUUGGAGAACACGCGGAAGCUUCUCCAGACCGAGAAGAGAAAGGCCGCGGACGCUCAGAAGCGGGCCGGCGGCGCGGACAAGACGAGGCGCACCGAGCAGAGAGACCAGAUCAAGGUCCUGCAGGAGCUGCAAGACCUGAGGUGUGGCACGCACGGCUGCGGGGUGUAUUACGAAACAGCACAAAUGAUGACAGGAAUCCCCUCAGCUGAAAAUAUGCGUCACAUGUCGCAGAGGGGCUGCAGGGAGCGAGCGGAGGACCUAGAGGCUCAGGUGAAGGAGAGGGACGUGGUGGUCGAGGAGCUGGUGCUGAGCAACCAGGCGCAGAUGGAGAGAAACGAGACCCUGACGGUGCAGAACGAAGACCUCCGGGGGGAGUUCAACGAAGCGGUGCGCCGGCGCCGGAAUUAG